AUGGUUUGCGACGAAUGCCACAGCGAGAUACAUGGCAUCGGUUACGGGUGCGUCAAGUGCGAGAAGUUGGACUUUUGCUACAAAUGCAUUGACCCGGCAAUAAUUGAACAUAAUCCGACUCAUCGAAUCAGGACUCACAACAACGCCGUUUACUUCGCCUCUGGCCAUUCCGUUGUAUCUGUGCAAGGAUACGCUUCUUUUCAAGCAAACCUUCGUGACGCCUGCUCGAAGUCAAAGAAUCAUCUGCCGUUCGUUGUUAGAGGCUUCUUCGUGGAUAAAAUAACGAAAAUUGGCCUGGGAGGCAUCAUUCAGCGCCGUGUUAACGGAUUUAGGGUCGAUCUGCCUUGGGAAAAUUGGACGCAAUUGCUAGGAUUGAAUCAGGUCAAUGGCCUCGAAAGUGAAGGAACUAAGAAUGCAGCAUUUCUUAGGGCGCUGGUAGGCAACAGGCUCUUAUUAGAAGGGGAACGGGGUGUCUCCCACUUGCCCAAUAAGGUUAUGGAGAUGUUAUACAUGAAUAUCGGCGAAGACAAAUGGGCGUGCGAUAUGGAGCACCCGACUCAACUCUUGUCUUCGACGGAAGUUAUGUUAUCGAACGAUCGAAGACUGGCAACUUCGGCAAAGUACCUGGGAUUCGUGCCCCCUGAGACUAGAGCAGGAGAUCGAAUUGCUAUUCUGAUUGGAUGUUCAGUGCCGGUUGUAUUGAGGGAUGUAGGACAUCUCCACGGAAUGCCCGUGUGGCAGCUGGUCGGGGAGUGCUACAUUGAUGGGAUUAUGGAAGGGGAAUUCAUCGAUUUCGCAGACGAGAAGAACCUUGAACCAGAGAAAAUUGUUCUCGUGUAG
This is a messenger RNA of Colletotrichum phormii, 840 nucleotides long. RefSeq lists its product as uncharacterized. Lineage: Eukaryota; Fungi; Ascomycota; Sordariomycetes; Glomerellales; Glomerellaceae. The coding region runs from base 1 to 840 and encodes 279 amino acids. The transcript has a single exon. The record is from RefSeq and is a predicted model, not a curated record.